Messenger RNA from Drosophila elegans, 2010 nucleotides. Its product is annotated as protein RFT1 homolog. The record is from RefSeq and is a predicted model, not a curated record. The transcript has 4 exons. Bases 148 to 1818 code for a protein of 556 amino acids. Gene Ontology annotation, cellular component: endoplasmic reticulum membrane. Gene Ontology annotation, biological process: glycolipid translocation; dolichol-linked oligosaccharide biosynthetic process. Lineage: Eukaryota; Metazoa; Arthropoda; Insecta; Diptera; Drosophilidae.
CUAUCGAUAGGCAGCAGGCAAAUCCAGAUGCUAGAGAAUUUUCGGUUGUUUUGGCCAACAAACUAGGCCCUGUUCCUACAGUUUUUUGCCAUUUGGAGGCCAGCACUUUGACCCGGUUCGGAGGAGGAGCCUGGCCAGCGGGGUCCAAUGGCGCGCAAUGUGCUCGAGAGCAGCCUGCUGGGCGCCGGCUUCAGCAUCAUUUUUCAGAUACUGUGCCGCAUCCUCACCUUCGGCAUCAACGCGUACAUCGUGCGGCAUGUGGGCCGCGAGGUGCUGGGCAUCAUGAACGUGCGCCUGCUGCUCUUGGAGAGCACACUGCUCUUCCUGUCCCGCGAGGCCAUCAACCGGGCGGCCCUCAGCGCCAAUGCCCAGCAGGGCGACCGCUGCUCCUGGGCGCAGCUGAUCAACCAGAUGUGGCUCACGGUGCCCAUCUGCGCUGUUUUGUGUGCUCCGUGCCUGUAUAUCUGGCUGAACUGGCUCUCGGCGGUGGACGCCAUCUACGCCUCGCAAUACGAGUUCGCCUGCUAUGCCGUGGCCCUGUCCUGCGUCCUGGAACUGCUGGCCGAGUCGGCGGUGUUCGUGGCCCAGGUGUUUUGCUUUGUGAAGCUGAAGAUCCUGCUGAACACGCUGCACAUCCUGGUGCGCUCGGCCAUCUUCCUGUGGAUCGUCACCGGCGACCGCAGUGCGGCGAUCAAUGCCUUCGCGCUGGCCCAACUCUCCAGCGCAGUGACCAUUGUCGUGGGCCAGUAUGGCUUCUUCUACUUCUACCUCAGGGGCUUCAAGGACUUUGUGGCGCGACAGGCGCGAAAGAAGCCGCCGGCAGCGAAGGCCUGGCAGGUGUCGCUGUACGAGCACAUGGAUGACUUCCCCUUCAAGCAGCUAAACGAUUUCCUGCCCGGCGUGAUGUUCAAUCCGAAUGGCAAGCACUUUAACCGUGAGCUGCAGACGCUGACGCUGAGCUUCGUGAAGCAGGGCGUGCUCAAGCAGAUCCUCACCGAGGGCGAGAAGUACGUGAUGUCGGUGUCGCCAGUGCUGAGUUUCGGCGAGCAGGCCACCUACGAUGUGGUCAACAAUCUGGGCAGCAUGGCCGCCCGCUUCAUCUUCCGCCCCAUCGAGGACAGCUCGUACUUCUACUUCACGCAGACGCUGUCCCGGGACAUCAAGUUGGCCAAGCAGCCGCAGGAGCGCGUCCGCCAGGCGAGCAGCGUCCUGAACAACCUGCUCCUGGGCGUCAGCUCCAUCGGCCUGAUUGCGUUCACCUUCGGCCAGAGCUACUCGUACCCGGUACUGUUGCUCUACGGCGGCCCCGACUUCGUGGCCGGCGGACUGCCGCAGAGCCUGCUGCAGUGGCACUGCCUGGCCAUCUAUCUGCUGGCCGUGAACGGGAUCAGCGAGGGCUACAUGUUCGCCACGAACACCAGUCGCGACAUCGACAAGUACAACUACCUGAUGGCCAUCUUCUCGGUCAGCUUCCUGGUGCUCUCCUACAUUUUGACGGGCAUCUUCGGCCCGGUCGGUUUCAUCUUUGCGAACUGCAUCAACAUGCUGAGCAGGAUCCUCUACAGCACGUACUACAUCCGGGCUCAGUACCGACCGUUGUCGCUGGAUCCGCUGCUGGGCCUCUGGCCGGGCAAACUCUUCGGCGGCACGCUCCUCCUGGCCGGGAUCGUCUGCUAUUGGUACCAAAGUUCUGGCCUCGCCACACAUCUGGGCGUGGGUGUACUGGCCGGCCUCGCCUGCCUCUUGUCCUGGGCACUGGCCCAUCGGGAUCUGGUGCGACUGGCCUGGCGCUAUGGCCGCCGCAUCAAGAUCGAGUAGCUGGGGCAUGGACCGCAUGGACCCCUCGUCGAUUCAAUGAAACGCACAGUUCGAGACAUUAUGACAUAUUUAUAUAUAGUUGACAAUUGUAAAUUAAUUCCGAAAUUAAGUUAUGUACUUACCGAGUGUUUGUAGAGCCUUGAAUGCUUACUAUUGUUAAGACAUGCAUUAAAAGACAACGAUUACUGUUAA